Molecule: messenger RNA, 872 nt
Organism: Brassica napus (rape)
Lineage: Eukaryota; Viridiplantae; Streptophyta; Magnoliopsida; Brassicales; Brassicaceae
Product: clathrin interactor 1-like
Exons: 3
Coding region: 45-752 (235 amino acids)
Biological process (GO): endocytosis
Cellular component (GO): clathrin vesicle coat; plasma membrane; endosome
Molecular function (GO): clathrin binding; phospholipid binding
Source: RefSeq, a predicted model, not a curated record
UAUAUUUAUAUUGAUCUGGGUUGUUGAUAGAGCAGAAGAAAAAGAUGUCUAAGCUUAUGCAAAAUCCAGUGUUCCACGAAUUGAAGAAGCAAGCUUCUUUCUUCAUCAAAGAAAAGAUCAAGACUGCUCGUCUCGCCGUAACUGAUGUUACUGAAGAAGAGUUAUUAACAGAAGAAGUUACGGGCAGUGCGCUCUCGUUAAUAGACGCUCGCUCCAUGGCGGUCAUAACAAAAGCUUCUUUUGAAGUUGAUCAGUUCCAAAGAAUCGUAAAGAUUCUACGUCAAAGAAUGUUAAUGUUUGAUAGAAGAGAAUGGCGUGGGAUGUACAACACUUUGACAAUGUUGAACCACUUGUUAAUUAACGGACCACUAAGUGUAUUCAAGGAGUUUCAACACGAGAAAGAAAUUAUUGAAGAUGUCAUAACGAUUGAGUGGAUCGAUGAAAAAGGGUUCGAAUGUGGUCUAAAAGUUCGAAACAUAGCCGAAGAUGUACUAAAGUUGCUUGAAGAUGAGACGUUUUUCAAGGACGAGAGAGAAAGAAAACGAAAGCAAAGCUUUGGUCGGAUCACAGGAUUCGGAAGCUCGAGUUUCGUUAUACAUUCUGAAACUCUGUCUGAAACAAACAAAGGAAGAGACAGCUCGUUCUUGAGUGACCACCAAACUUGUGAAAAUGAUUGUAACGUUGAUGAUCAUCCUUUCGUGGAGAAAGAACACAAUAAUACUGCUAAACUCUUGGUUUCUUCUUCGACCUAGCUAAGAUGUAUUGUUCUUGUUUGUAUAAUAGUAAAAUCCCUAAUAGUAAGCAUAUAAACGUUUGUUGAUAAUGAUAUGCUUAUUCAUAUAUAUAAGCAUGCAGAUACAAGUUUUCAUUGA